CAAGUGUUUAAGUGAAAUUUUUUACCAACAAUAGCGUUAUAUGUGUGUGAUAUAAUAUUUAUAAUAUAUUUUGUGCAUGUUACUCAAAUUCUAAACUCAAGUCGAAUACAGAAUACAUAUUAUAUCAAAAGUUAUAAGUUAAAAAGUUUUAUAAUCAUGGCUGCAACAAGACAAAAACGUGCAAAUGCUGGCAAUAAAAUGGCAAGAUUAUUAAAUGAGGAAGAAGAAGAUGAUUUCUAUAAAACUACAUAUGGUGGUUUUGAUGAAGUGGAACAAGAUAACGAUUACAUGGAAGAAGAUGAGGCAGAAGAUGAGGUAGAUUCAGAUUUUAGUAUCGAUGAGAAUGAUGAACCAGUUUCCGAUACUGAGCAAGAAGGGCCAAAAAAGAAACGUAGAUUAGUAACAAAAGCUUAUAAAGAGCCUAAACCUAUAUUAAAUACUCAAUCAGCACCCAAAGAAAAGAGGAUUAAACAACCAAAGCAAGAUAAAACUUUAAUAGACAGCAUAGAAAGAAAAUCAAUACGCCGUUCUACCGCGGCGAAAUCAGCAGCUACGCAAAAACGCUUGCGUGAAAGAAAUCAAGAUCAAAGAAGAAAGAUAAAAGUUACAAGACAUAAUACAUGGAAACCAACUCAGGAAGAAUUAUUAGAAGAAGCUUUACAAACAGAAGAAAUUAACAUGAAAUCGUUAGAAAAGUAUCAAAAAUUAGAAAGUGAGAAAAAGACUACUAGAUCUGUGAGAAAGACACAUGUUGGAACAAUGAUUAGGUAUCAAUCGCUAUCUAUGCCAGUCAUGGUGUUAUCUGAGUCAUAUGUAAAUGAGGAGGAAAAAAUUAAUGUUGAAUGUGAUGAUGAGAAGAAUAUAGAUACAGCCUCUAACAAUGUAGGUUCUGAUAAUUGCCUAAAAGAAGAAAGUAAGACAGAAUCAAAAACAGAUGGAAAAGAUAAUAAGGAGGAAUUUAUAGAUAUAACUCCACCAACUUCCACUAGAGAAAAAGAUAUUGAUGCUAAAGAAACUGGAACGUUUUAUGAACGUACGUUUAUUACUUUUGAAAAUGAACAGUCAUAUUUAGACUUGUUUAAGAAAUCUAUACAACAGAGACCUCCAUUGAAACCUCUUUGUGCAAUCACACGAUUACCUGCUAAAUAUUUGGAUCCUAUGACACAAUUACCAUACAAAAAUGUACAGACCUUUCGACUACUUCGAGAAGCAUAUUAUCAACAGUUAGAAGCUCGAAAUGAUCUUAAUGAUGCUUCUCAAAGUCCAGAAUUAUUACGAUGGAUAGAAUGGCGACAGAAGAAUCAUGCUAAUUCACAGAAAAAUACUAUUCGCUUAGAACCAGCAUCUUUAUCUGCACCUUUAUAGUCUUUCUUGUUUAAGUAAGUAAUAGUUUAAAAUAAUAGAG
Messenger RNA from Camponotus floridanus (Florida carpenter ant), 1405 nucleotides. RefSeq names its product vacuolar protein sorting-associated protein 72 homolog (gene YL-1). The coding region runs from base 157 to 1365 and encodes 402 amino acids. Lineage: Eukaryota; Metazoa; Arthropoda; Insecta; Hymenoptera; Formicidae. Gene Ontology annotation, molecular function: ATP-dependent H2AZ histone chaperone activity. The transcript has 6 exons. Gene Ontology annotation, cellular component: nucleus. The record is from RefSeq and is a predicted model, not a curated record. Gene Ontology annotation, biological process: chromatin remodeling; regulation of DNA-templated transcription.